This is a messenger RNA of Gongylonema pulchrum, 174 nucleotides long. The record is from the annotation of a GenBank genome assembly. NCBI's taxonomy places the organism in Eukaryota, Metazoa, Nematoda, Chromadorea, Rhabditida, Gongylonematidae.
GAUGGAUCGGUAUGGUGCAAUGCAACAUUCGAUACGGUACUAUGCUGGGCAGCAACUCCUGCUAAUACGAGUAUCACGGUACCCUGUCCACCACUCAAAGGACUCGAUCCUGAGAGUUUAAAACAUCACAAAAUGGUGCCACAGUUCGGGUCGCUGGAUGGGCCGGACACCUGA